AUGGAACUCCAAGAUGACUCCCUAGCUCUUUUUCCUUUUCAACAAACAGGAUUUCCAGUUUCCAAACCAGAUGUGAUCUACCAGUUGGAAAGAAGGGAAGCAUCUUGGAUGCCAGAGGCAGAUAUUUCAGGAAGCAGCUGUCCAGGGAGCAGAGAAUUUACUGGAGAUAAACCUCCUGAAUGUAAUGAAUGUGGGAAGGUCUUCAGGAGCAAGAAUCAUCUUGCUGUGCAUCAGAGAAUUCAUGCUGGAGAGAAACCUUAUGAAUGUAGUGAAUGUGGGAAGGCCUUCAGGAUUAAGAAACAGCUUUCACUGCAUCAGAGAAUUCAUACUGGAGAGAAACCUUAUGAAUGUAGUGAAUGUGGGAAAGCCUUCAGGAUUAAGCAACAACUUUCACUGCAUCAGAGAAUUCAUACUGGAGAGAAACCUUAUGAAUGUAUUGAAUGUGGGAAAGCCUUCAGGAUUAAGAAACAACUUUCACUACAUCAGACAGUUCAUUCUGGAGAGAGACCUUAUGAAUGUAUUAAAUGUGCGAAAGCCUUCAGGAUUAAGCAACAACUUUCACUACAUCAGACAGUUCAUACUGGAGAGAAACCUUAUGAAUGUAGUGUAUGUGGGAAGGCCUUCAGGGUUAAGCAACAACUUUCACUGCAUCAGAGAGUUCAUACUGGAGAGAAACCUUAUGAAUGUAGUGUAUGUGGGAAGGCCUUUAGUAUUAAGAUACAACUUUCACUGCAUCAGAGAAUUCAUACUAGAGAAAAUACUUAUAAAUGUAGUAUGUGUGGGAAGGCCUUCACUUUGAAGGGAAGUCUUACUCGACAUCUGAUGAUUCAUACUGGAGAUAAUCCUUAUAAAUGUAGUGUAUGUGGAAAGGCCUACAGGAUUAAGAUAGAACUUAGAAUGCAUCAGAGAAUUCACACUGGGGAGAAACCUUAUAAAUGUAGUGUAUGUGGAAAGGCCUUCAGGAUUAAAAAACAACUUUCACUGCAUCAAAGAAUUCAUACUGGAGAGAAACCUUAUAAAUGUAGUGUAUGUGGAAAGGCCUACAGGAUUAAGAUAGAACUUAGAGUGCAUCAAAGAAUUCAUACUGGGGAGAAACCUUAUAAAUGUAAUGUAUGUGGGAAGGCCUUCACUUGCAAGAAAAACCUUACUCAACAUCAGAGAAUUCAUACUGGAGAGAAACCUUAUGAAUGUAGUGAAUGUGGGAAGGCCUUCAGGAGUAAGUCAGGGCUUAUUGUGCAUCAGAGAGUUCAUACUGGAGAGAAACCUUAUGAAUGUAGUCAGUGUGGGAAGGCCUUUAGGAGUAAGUCAGGGCUUAUUGUGCAUCAGACAGUUCAUACUGGAGAGAAACCUUACGAAUGUAUUCAGUGUGGGAAGGCUUUCAGGAAUAAGUCAGGGCUUACUGUACAUCAGACAGUUCAUAGUGGAGAGAAACCUUAUGAAUGUAGUGAAUGUGGGAAGUCCUUCCAGGGUAAGUCAGAGGUUACUGUGCAUCACAGAAUUCAUACUGGAGAGAAACCUUAUGAAUGUAGUGAAUGUGGGAAGGCCUUCAUGUGGAAGGGAAAUCUUACUCGACAUCAGAGAAUUCAUACUGGAGAUAAUCCUUAUGAAUGUAAUGAAUGUGGGAAGGCCUUCACUUGGAAGGGAAAUCUUACUCGACAUCAGAGAAUUCAUACUGGAGAUAAUCCUUAUGAAUGUAAUGAAUGUGGGAAGGCCUUCAGGAUUAAGAUACAACUUAGACUGCAUCAGAGAAUUCAUACUGGAGAGAAGGCUUAUGAAUGCAGUGAAUGUGGAAAGGCCUUCUGGAAGAAGUCACAUCUUACUGAGCAUCAGAGACGUCAUACUGAAGAGAAGCCUUAUGAAUGUAGUGAAUGUGGAAAGGCCUUCAGGAUUAAGUCAGGGCUUACUGUGCAUCAGACAAUUCAUAGUGGAGAGAAGCCUUAUGAAUGUAGUGAGUGUGGAAAGGCCUUCAGGAGGAAGUCACAUCAUACUAAGCAUCAGAAACUUCAUACUGGAGAUUUUCUUUAUGAAUGUAAGGGGUGUGGGAGGGGUUUCCUGUACAACUCAGAUUUUACUCGACAUCAAAAAAUUCAUACAGUAGAGAAAGCUUAUGAAUGUAGUGAAUGUAUGGAGGCCUUCAGGAGUAAGACACUACUUUAUGUGCACCAGAGAAUUCAUACUGGGAAGAUGCUUUAUGAAUGUAAGGAGUGUGGGAAGGCUUUUGCCUGCAACUCAGCACUUAUUCGACACCAAAGUAUUCAUACUGGAGAGAAACCUUAUAAAUGUAGUGAAUGUGGGAAGGCCUUCGGGAUUAAGACAAAACUUAGUGAACAUCAGAAAAUUCAUAUUAGAGACAAUUCUUUUUGAAUGUAAGGAAUAUGGGAAGGCUUUCCCCCACAACUCAGAUCUUAAUCGACAUUAAAAAAUUCAUACUGAAGAGAAACCUUAUGGAUGUAAUGAAUGUCAGAAGACCUUCAGAGUGAGAGUAUAACUUAAAGCAUUAAGGAGAGAUACUUUUUUAAACAAUUUUUUUAGGAGAGAAAUAUUAAGAGAGUAAUGCAUGUAGAAAGGCCUUUAGACUGAGGACAGUAGUUCUCCAUCAGAGAAUUCAUCCUAGUGAGAUUCCUCACGAAUGUGAGGAGUGUGGGAAGGCCUACAUUGCAAUUCAGAUCUUAUUAGAUAUCAAAAAUUCAUGCUGGAGAAAAACCUUAUGUAUGUAGUGAAUGUGGGAAGGCCAAAUUUAUACCUUAUGAAUAUAAUGUAUAAGGGAAGGCUUUCCAGCUGAAUGUAUCUUUUACUCAACAUCAGAGCAUUCAUACUGGAGAGAGACCUUAUGAAUGCAGUGAA
Phascolarctos cinereus (koala) is the source of this 2844-nucleotide messenger RNA. The record is from RefSeq and is a predicted model, not a curated record. NCBI's taxonomy places the organism in Eukaryota, Metazoa, Chordata, Mammalia, Diprotodontia, Phascolarctidae.